Contarinia nasturtii (swede midge) is the source of this 1375-nucleotide messenger RNA. RefSeq names its product patronin-like. NCBI's taxonomy places the organism in Eukaryota, Metazoa, Arthropoda, Insecta, Diptera, Cecidomyiidae. The record is from RefSeq and is a predicted model, not a curated record. Gene Ontology annotation, biological process: negative regulation of microtubule depolymerization; cytoplasmic microtubule organization. Gene Ontology annotation, molecular function: microtubule minus-end binding; calmodulin binding. The coding region runs from base 470 to 1081 and encodes 203 amino acids. The transcript has 6 exons. Gene Ontology annotation, cellular component: microtubule minus-end.
ACUUUGACAUUUACCAUUCAAUGAGUUUUCAGAUUGGCAUUGUUUACAUGUUUGAUAUAACACAUUCGGAUACAAUCGUUUUUGUGAAUUGUGGAAUUUAAAUAAUUAAAUGUUUGACACGCAUUCUGGAUAUGAACAUCUUUGUUCUAAAAUAUAUUGACACAAAAACUAUCUGCAUUUGUUUUGCCCUGAUGAAGAUUUGAAGAAUAAAUCGAAACGUUGGCGUUAUACAUGAAGCACUAAAUAGUUUUGCGUAUUUAUUUAGACUGAAAGUUAAAAUGUGGAUGAAACGACUAUAUAUAGGAAUUUCUUAUAAUUUAAUUGAAAAUUGAGAGUAAAAGUUCUUGGUAUGCAUAAUUAAUCUACAAGCGAUAUACGACGAGUGACACCACCCCGAGAAGAUUCGAACACAGUUAUUGAUGAUGGCUUUGUAGUACAUCGCGGGCGCACUGUACCAACAUUAGCAUCUAUGCAAGAACCGCUGCCUAUAGCUCGAUUAAGGCAAUCCAAAGAGCGAACAGAAUCAAGAACCGAAGAUCGAGGCGAUAGUAUCGCAGCUGGUCGUCCUAGUAAUUGGGAAGAGACUAGAAGACCAAGUUUUGCAGGACGACGAUCUCGUCGCAACUCGGUUAGUGAUGAUUCACAACUGACAAUAGAGAAUUUUGGAGGCUCACAAGACCAAUUGAAUAUGAUUGGUCGUGCAUUCGAAAAAGAUAAAUCCAUAACAAAUGUUGUGGUUGAACCAGCUGUACCAGUGCGAUCAUCAAUGGCUGAUGCUCGGGGCUCCAUACUAUUUGAUUACGAUGAUACAUCGAAUAAUGAAAAACAGGAUCAUGAAAAUGAAAAACAGCAACCAAUACCUAUGCGACAUAAAAGUCAAACUCAAGAUAUUAUUGAUGGAGAUGCUACAAUACAACAACAAACGGCUACAAUGGCUUCGGAUAACGGAACAAUACCAGUUCGAAAAACUUCAUUCGUAACGCUUCCAAAUAAUACAACCACAUGGCAACAACAAUCUGUUAAUUAUCAGAAAACUGAUCACGAAGGUCAGUUAUAUUAUUAUUAUAAUCUAUGCCUAUAAAAUUGAUUGUGAGUCACAUGUUUCACAUUUGUGUUAUUCCGUGUUAGACCAUUAUGGCUACUUGAGACCCUUUAGAAGAUUUAUUAGUUAAAAACAAGGGGAAAAGUACUAAAUAAAUUUAAUACCAGUAAUACGAUCUAGUAUGUAAUGGGCUUGGAGCCGUGUGUGAAUUAGUCUUAAUGCGGUUCAUAGUAGCUAUGCGUCGUUCACAGUGGUGAACGAAACCAUUGAAAUGUCAGUUGUCUUGAAUUAUACGUGAAUAAAAAAACAUACUUCUCGUCAGUCAUAAAUAUA